Messenger RNA from Mytilus trossulus (common blue mussel), 831 nucleotides. RefSeq lists its product as uncharacterized. Lineage: Eukaryota; Metazoa; Mollusca; Bivalvia; Mytilida; Mytilidae. The coding region runs from base 78 to 632 and encodes 184 amino acids. The transcript is spliced from 4 exons. The record is from RefSeq and is a predicted model, not a curated record.
UUUUAAAUUUAGUACAUAAUGAAGACUACAUUGUACAUAUUGGUUUGGAUGGAAAAUGUGUCAUCACAGAUAUCAGUAUGUCAUAUAUUACAUGUUUGCCGCCAAAAUCAGUACCUCGAACUAAUCAUACAGAUGUAAAUACUGUACAUGUUAUCGUGGAAGUAAAAAAGAUCAUGGCGUACAUCGGUGACUUGCAGUAUACAGAAGAUGACAAUGACGUUUCCCUUCUUGUUGGACUUUUAAUUGGUGGACUGGUUACAUCUAUUAUUAUUGGUAUUUCGGCUAUAUCAAUUUUAAGGAGAAAUAAGAAAAGAGCUGUUAAAAAAUGGAAAAUGGAAAUGAGCGAAGGUUUGUCUGAAAGGCAAGCGAACUUAAGAAAUGACGAUGAACUUGAGGAAAAUGGAUCGACAUAUUGUGAAAUAAAUCCAGAUGAUGAGUUACAAGUCGCUACAAAUAUUAACAAACAUCAAGAUAUCAAUGAAGGAUACGAACAGCUCGCACAUCGAUCGCAAAAAGACCCGUAUAAUCAGCUAAAUAAGGAAAGUCCUGACAAGCGAGUAGGAGACAUGAUAAGUGUUGAUGAUCCUCCAGAGUAUUCACCCGAUAAUGGUAACAUGAAACUAGAAUCAUAGGAUGAAUCAUACAUAGUUUCUUGACAGUUACUGUCCACAUUUCCACUAUUGCUAUCAGUGUGAACAUUGUCUGCAUGUUUGGCAUUGUCACACUUGUCAGCAUUAUCGCAAUGUCAGCAUUGUAACCAUUGUCACCAUCCGUUAUUCAUAUGAAUAUUAUUGUUUUAUUAUUCUUAUUUCUAUUUUUUUAAUUAAUUUA